GAUGAACUAAAAUGAUGCAAAUUUGGGAUUGCUAUCCAACAAAUCUAAUGCUAGAUAUAAAGAACCGAAAUAAAAUAAUGAUGAUUUUGAAAUUUAAGAUUAAGGAGAUGAUUAGGAAUAUGUCUCAUUAGAUGAUGCUAGUAAACUUUAUUUAUUACCUCUUAGAAGUACAACAUGCUGAAGUUAUUUAACCAAAAUAAAUUGAAUAACCAAUUGUUCCUCCUUAAAAUAAUAUAUAAAGUUAGUCAGAGUUUUAAAAAAAUUAGAAUUAAUAAUAGGCUUAUCAACAGUAAUAGUUUCCAAAACAAUCAUAAAUUCAGUAUCAACAAACCCAAAUUAACUAAUAACAAGUAUUUAAAUUUAGAUAAUUUAGAAUUAGUAUAGUUAAUAUCAAUAUAAUCCAUAUCAAAAUCAAUAAUAUUCUUAGCCUUUAAACUAAAUAUAUAAUCCUGUUUCUAAUGUAUUCUAAUAAACAGCAAUACUCAUUGACAAGAGUAUUAAUCAAAGAACGUAAUUAUUAUGUCAACAAAAAGACAAGCUUAUUCAACUUGCAUUCAUUGUAAAACUCCAUAGAUGAUAUAAGAUGAAAAACAACCAUUUAUGUGCUAUAGAUGCUAAUAAAUUAAUAAACCUAAUUUUGGUUAUUUUCAAUGUGGAUCCUGCAAAAUUACAGUCAUGUACCAAUGCGGAUGUAAUAUCUAAAAAUUUAAUUAGUAUCCAAUUUAAUCAAAUGCACAAAAUGCUAAACAAUGAAUUAUGUCUAACAACCUAAUCUUCCAAAUACGUUAUAACAAUAUCAAUAAUCAUAAUAAUAACAGAAUUUACCAUAAUAACAGCAACAAUAACAAAUUAAUAGUUCAAAUUCAUAAUUAUUUUAAUCCUAAAAUUAAUACACAAAUCAACCAAAAUUAUAUGAGUAUUCACAAUACUAAUAGUCAAAUAAAGAAUAAAAAUCUAUUGGUAGAAACUAAGUUGAUCCAAUGUACCAAGAAAAAUGA
Paramecium pentaurelia is the source of this 998-nucleotide messenger RNA. The record is from the annotation of a GenBank genome assembly. Lineage: Eukaryota; Ciliophora; Oligohymenophorea; Peniculida; Parameciidae.